CUAAAAAAUCUUAAUUUGUGUUCCGAUGAUGAACGAAGGUCUUACGGGCUUGGAAUGACAUGAGGGUGAGUCAUUAGUGAUAAUUUUCAUUUACCCUUUACUGAGUAAAAAUGAAGUGCAUGUGAAAGAGAGAAUUCUCCAUGCCAAGAUUUGCCAAGUCUUUCAUCAGAACAUUCCACCAUAAAAAAAAUAUGUUUUAUUAUAAUAUAAUGCAGAAAUGCUGUGCAGUAGUUAGUCUGCACCGUAUGCCACUUGACCAAAUGUUUCAGAGAAACUGACAUUAAUCGACCCCCAUGAUUUGCACUUCUUUGAUAGAAAUAUGAUGACAUUUGAUGAUGAUAUUUGUUUACAUUUGGAGUUUCAUGAGAAUUACAUGUUUUGCAUCAUCAAAAACAUUUUAAACGUUUAAAUUAGCGGAUUUUUAAAGCAUAGCGGAUAUACAUUUUUCUUACUGUCAAUGUGACUUAUGUGUAGAACAAAUUGUUACACAAAUUAUUGUUACACAAAUGGAUUCAAUCUUUGAAAGGUUGUGUUGUGCAUUAAGCUGGUCGUGAGUGAAAAUCAAAAAUGAAUGGUGCAAAUAUUUUGAUCUGACUUCCUCACGUGAUUCUAUUUACAGUAUUUUGUUUUUGUCUUCCAGUUUCCAUUUAUUUUGAAGAACAAAUAUAAUCUCUAUAAUAUAAUUACCCAAACUAAUUGAGAUCUAUAUCUUUUAUUUUUAUGGAAUUCAUUCAUGCCAACAUUUUGCACGGUUGUUGAUUUGACAUCUGUUUUUUUUUAAAUAUUGUGAUUUUAAUUUGAAGAUGCAUAUGUUAAAAAUAAAUGUAGCAUUUUCAAAUGACUGGAAAAAAGUGCAAACCCCUGCAAUAAGCUUGGAUCCAGGUUUAUUCGCAGUUGCGAUGUAUACAACUUUUACCACAAAUAAAAUAGAAACAAACAUUAUAUAUUUCUAAGAAGAAGAAGAAGCGUUUAUUAUGAUAGCCUAAUGCACAAAACUUGAAGGAAUCCUGUCUUGAGUUGUUAUUGUUGUUGUUGUUGUUGUUUUUCCAAUGACCACACGAUGUCGCCAACGAGUCAGGAACAGGAGUGCAGGAUCUGUAACGAUGUCCAACUAAUCCUCUGCCGUCGCUAUUUUCCUCAGUAAAGAGAACCGCUGGAUCCGCUGUAUUAUUUUAGCGUGCUCUCUUGCAUUGCAUAUCUCAACUAAGUCAGGAUUUUUUUUAUACAGUCGUAUAAGAAAAGGCUUCAGUGACUCGUGAUGGAUGAAAAGCGCAGAGCAUCCUGUCAGUAUGGAUCCCUGGAAUGCACGAAAUGGAAAACAGAUGUGGACCAAACAGAGGCAGAUGUGGUCUCAAUGGCGGACUCUACUACCACAGUGGGAGACAUUGAGGGGGAACUCUGUAAGAUUGAACGGAUCAGAGACAUUUUGGUCAGGAGGGAAUCUGAGCUCAGAUACAUGAUGGAUGAUAUCCAGUUAUGUAAAGAAAUUACAAGACUGAAGAAAGAGCUUCAAAAGCUUCUGUCUAUCCCAGAUAAUGACAAGUCUAAUGAAGACAAACAGAAGGAGGAAGAGUUUCUGAAACAGAUUCAUAAAUUAGUGGAGGCAAGAGACUUCUUGGUAGAUGACGUGGAGUUUGAGCGUCUCAGGGAACGGGAGGAGGACAAAGAGAUGGCUGAGUUUCUUAAGUCCAAAUUACCAAAAAGCUCUCAAACCAAGAAUGUUGGGAGGAGACCCAGAGUCCAGCAGAACACUACUCCCUUCGCAACCAAGACCGGCCUCACUUUACUGAAAGAGUGCUGUGGAUUCACCUGCUCUAUAAUGUAAAAGACACACUUUUGGCAGUGGCAGCAGGAACACAAUGCGAUUCUGAAGCCUUGGAAGAAGGUGACCUUUUUAUGACAUCAAGACACUCAAAGAAUAGAAGCCAACACUUGAGGUCUUUGAAAGAGGAAGCUAUAUGAAGUUGUCUGUUAAAGAAAAGCACUCCAUGUGUUUCUCUCAGAUUCUUUCGCUCCCAGUUGCUAGCUUUCUACCUAACUUCUUUCUUCUGUCCAAAAUUCUGUUUCACUGUAGUACAAAGAACAUUUUCUCCAGGGUUCUGCUGUCAGCAGCUCAGCUGGUUUGCUGUCAUUCCUUACCCGUAUCUUUUCUCUCAGGACACAUUGCUAGAGCACUGCAGUACCCGUGACUUCAUCAUCCAUAAAUGCAUCAUCCAUAAAUCCAUAAAUAAAAAAGCUUCAGUAGAGAUUACAUUUCAUACCAGUGGUGUACCUGUGGAUUCUACAAAAUGCUAUUUCAUUGCUUCUUGCAAGUUUCAUGACACUUUCAAAGUGAGAUAUUCACUGAGUGGGGCUAAAAAAAGAUGAACGUGAAUCUAUAGCAACAUUUGUAUGUGUCGAUGAGGGUUAGAAUUGAAAUGUCUAGUGAGUGGCACUAAAACGUUAAUGCUGUGUUGUGUUUAAAAAUAAUGUAGCACCUGAACCCAUACCCUAAACCUAGACUGACAGUAUUAACAAAAGCAUAAAAAUGCUUCUGCUGAAGCAAGUACGCCAUUUAAGCUUGCUUCUUUAUAGCUCUAUUUGUGUCCCAAAUCUGUACCAGAUGAGCUACCAAGAUGAGCUGAGGUAUGGCAAUGGGAACAGUUAAAUACUGUUUAUUAGUUCACAAUCCAUGCAUAUUAUAAAAGUGGUUUGAGGUCAUUGUGUUAUUGUGCAAGGGGCCACACAAAAAUAAGUCUUUAUUAUUCAGUAAUCUCUGCCCCUGUAAUAAAAAUUCUUAAUGUUAAUUUCAUAUGGAAACUGAAGUGAAUUGUAUAUAUACAACGCAUUCUUAUCCUAGGGCAUCAUAUACUGACGCUUUUGACAAUGCAUCUAAAUCUGACGCACAUGGCACCCUUUAGCGUCAA
Pimephales promelas (fathead minnow) is the source of this 2906-nucleotide messenger RNA. It is a transcript of the gene pik3r6a, whose product is annotated as phosphoinositide-3-kinase regulatory subunit 6a. The record is from RefSeq and is a predicted model, not a curated record. NCBI's taxonomy places the organism in Eukaryota, Metazoa, Chordata, Actinopteri, Cypriniformes, Leuciscidae.